Pelodiscus sinensis (Chinese soft-shelled turtle) is the source of this 2614-nucleotide messenger RNA. Lineage: Eukaryota; Metazoa; Chordata; Testudines; Trionychidae. The record is from RefSeq and is a predicted model, not a curated record.
GCUUCAGGUGGUGAGUUCGCCCAAGAGCUUGGCUAAGCCUUAUCUCUUUUUAAAGGCAUUGGCUAACGUUUGUAUUUGCAAAUGUAAUCUGGCCCGCUUUGGCAUUGAUUUGAGGAGCUUUUUAUUUGUCUGGAAGAGGAGCUUUGGAGGCUGCACGUUUUGCAGGAUGUGUGACCGGAACGGUGGGAGACGCCUCAGGCAAUGGCUGAUUGAACAGAUUGACAGUGGGAUGUACCCAGGUCUGAUCUGGGAAAAUGAAGAGAAAAGCAUGUUCCGUAUCCCAUGGAAACAUGCUGGGAAACAGGAUUACAACCAGGAGGUGGAUGCUUCCAUCUUCAAGGCUUGGGCAGUUUUCAAAGGGAAAUUUAAGGAAGGUGACAAAGCCGAGCCAGCCACUUGGAAGACGAGGCUGCGUUGUGCUCUGAAUAAGAGCCCGGACUUCGAGGAGGUGACGGACAGGUCCCAGCUGGACAUCUCUGAGCCGUACAAAGUGUACAGGAUCGUCCCGGAGGAAGAGCAGAAAUGCAAAGCGGGUAUUGCCAAUGGAGGGAGCUUGAAUGAAGUCACUGACAUGGACUGCAGUCCUUCUGCCAUAGACGACCUAAUAAAAGAGUCCCCCUGUGUUGAUGAAUAUCUUGGUAUAAUAAAGAGAAGCCCUUCUCCACCUCAGGAGAAUUGUAGAAACCCUCCAAUACCAGAUUGGUGGAUGCAGCAACCAAGCUCCGCUGCUGUGCCCCUGAUGAAUGCGUUUUCUGGCUACGAACAGCUGCAUUCAGCCUACUCACAGAUGGUGAUCAGUUUCUAUUACGGAGGGAAGCUGGUGGGCCAAACGACGACCUCUUACCACGAAGGCUGCCGCAUUUCUAUAAGCCACCCCCCCACCCACGGCGACAAGCUGUAUGGCCCCGAUAGCCUGGAGCACGUGCGGUUCCCUUCCACCGACACCAUCCAGAACGACCGCCAGAAGCAGGUCACCAAGAAGCUCUUCGGGCACCUGGACCGGGGGGUUCUGCUGCACAGCAACAAGCAGGGCAUUUUCAUCAAGAGGCUGUGCCAGGGGAGAGUCUUCUGGAGCGGGAACAACGUGCUGUACAAGGACAGGCCCAACAAGCUGGACCGGGAGGAGGUGGUCAAAAUAUUCGACUCCAGCCAGUUUGCCCGAGAGCUGCACCAGUUCUACAGUAACCAAGGCCGUUUCCCCGAGAGCAAAGUCCUGCUGUGCUUUGGUGAAGAGUUUCCUGACACACUCCCUUUACGCUGUAAAUUAAUCCUCGUACAGGUUGAGCAGCUGUGGGUUAGACAGCUUGUGGAAGAGGCAGCAAAGAACUACAGCAACAGCCCCAUGCUUCCGAUAGCCGACGACAUCCAGCAUGACCAAGUACUCAGGCUCUUCCCAGAUAACUACCCUUUACACCAAAGACCUCUGUUUAGAGAAAAUCAACAGAUCACUGUCUGAGUGCUUUUUAAAACAAAUAACGGUGGGAUUAAUUUAGACCUUUGUUGGCCCCCAGCACUGUUUGAAUUCCUCCGUGGAAAACAUUCUGACAUAGAAUCUAGAGGCGCGUGGCGGUUCUUUGUUUAUAAUUAACACAGCAAUCAGAACUUGGGAGCAAAGGAGCUAGACCAGAGUGCACAAUUCUGGCUACAUUUUAUUGAUAUGGAUGGCUUUUGUGCCAUUCUUUGUCUUCCUCCUCCACCAGAGGAGGGAAGUUUCUUGAGUGUUGUCGGAGAAUGACUAGAAAAGUCAGUAAUGCUACCAAAGUGCAUUGAGGCUGUCAAAGACCACCUCUUCUAAGGGUCUGGGACCCUCCUGGCAGUCAGAUCCUCAGCUCAGUUGUAGUCCAUGGAGCUAGGAUGACUGACAGCUGCUGAGGGCCUGCUGCUGCAGUUGCAUCCUCUUUUGACAACCUCUUGGAAAGAACUGAAUCCUGUGAAAAUUUAAAAUGGUCAAACCUACUGGAAUCAGGACCUGAGAUCAGGUCCUCCCCCUGACUUCCAAACGGAAUUUGCAAUACCGCUUGAUGGUAGAAGACCACGGAAAUGUUUUAAAGUCAAUAUCCUUUAGCUUCCAAAGGACCCACUCCUGAAGUAACUUUUUGUUUGCUUUUAUAUUGAGGGUAUUUGGGGUUUUUUGUAGAUGGAAGUAUUUUGCUAUUUGGAAAUAAAUCCCAAAUUAUUUGUAAAUAUCGAAUGCAGGAAACUCAUUUUAAGUGUCUUAGCCAAAGACAUAGGUUUUUUUUUAUAUAUGGAAAUGCAAAAUAUAGAUUUCAAGUUUGUAGUGAAAUGUUAAUGUUUAGCCAGCUUUGGCCUCAAAAAUGCAUGUGCCUGACCUGUGUGUGUGUGUGUGUGUGUGUGUGUGUGUGUGUGUGUGUGUAAGGUAUGGGUGCCUGCCACGAUGUGUGUGCAUGUCCUGACUAACACGCAUCCUCAUGCUUUCUGUGCAUGUGCAACUAGGGAAUAUGAAUUUUUAAGCCAUGGGGCCGAGUGCCUUACAACUGAAAGCCCACAAACAAAACUGUGUGUGUCUCUUUCUGCUAGGCUAAGUAUUUAUUUUAUGCCUGUUUUUAAAUGAUUUUGUAAUGUGCAUCUUGCAAAUAAAGUGCUCUAUUUUGUA